This is a messenger RNA of Sturnus vulgaris (Common starling), 572 nucleotides long. RefSeq names its product interleukin-8-like. The record is from RefSeq and is a predicted model, not a curated record. Gene Ontology annotation, cellular component: extracellular region. Gene Ontology annotation, molecular function: chemokine activity. Gene Ontology annotation, biological process: defense response; immune response; chemotaxis. NCBI's taxonomy places the organism in Eukaryota, Metazoa, Chordata, Aves, Passeriformes, Sturnidae.
AUGGAUGGCAAAUCUCUUGCUGUCACUUUGGUUCUCUACUUGGUCUCAAUGGCAGGGUCAGAAGGUAAGGCCCUGGAGAAGACACAUGAAAGAGUCUCCCAAUGCCACUGCAUAAGAACUCAUUCCAAGUUCAUCUCUCCCAAGACUAUUCAGGAUGUGAGAUUAAGCCAAAGAGGACCUCACUGCAAAAAUGUGGAAAUCAUAGCUUGGCUGAAAGAUGGCAGGGAAGUGUGCGUGGAGCCCACUGCGCCCUGGGUCCGGCUGGCUGUAAAGGCUCUGCUGGCCAGGGCCAGGGACAAUGUUGAGUCUCCAGUCAAAGAGAAGUCAAGGAAGAAUAAACCUCGGAUUUCUGCAAGCAUAUGAAAUGAGAGAAAACAUUGCUGCUGAGAAUGCCCCCUCUGCUACAUUACUAUAGCUGAUUAUUUUUCUUUCCCUGAGAUGGUUGCUGAUUCGUUUCAUUUUCUUUGCUGCCGCUCUCUCUAGACUUCUGUCUGUGAUAGAUCAAGGAGUUCAAGAAUAAUGAAAGUGUUUAAGUGUUGUAAGGAUGAGAAUAAACAAGAUGAAAUUAGUUA